Racocetra persica is the source of this 817-nucleotide messenger RNA. Lineage: Eukaryota; Fungi; Glomeromycota; Glomeromycetes; Diversisporales; Gigasporaceae. The record is from the annotation of a GenBank genome assembly.
AUGUCCCAAUUUCGAAGAGCGUCAAGUAAAGGUCCGCUGAUUGUACUUACUCCCGAGGAAAAACGGGUAUAUGGUCAACUUUUCCAACUCGCUGAUGUUGAUAAAAAGGGUGUGAUCGAAGGGCAGCAUGCUGUUAAAUUCUUUUCAACUUCUGGUUUAUCGCCUUCAAUUUUGAGUGAAAUAUGGCAGAUUGCAGAUAGUGAAAACUUGGGCUAUUUAACACAGCAAAGCUUUAGUGUUUCUGUAAAGUUAAUCGCUCAGGCGAUAAAGUUAGAGAUGUACUCACGAAAUCGAAAUUAUCCUUUGACAAACUCAGCCAGAUUUGCAAUGUAUUUUGUGCAAAAUGCUAUGAACGGUUCAAUUAAAAACCUUCCAUCUGUACUCCCCGAUGGAUUCUAUGACAUGGCUUCAGGAACAACAGCGAAUGCACCAACCUUUCCCACUUCGCCACAACCUCCUUCUAGGAAAAUUUCCGGUGUUGUUGAUGCACCAAUAUCGCCUAUUACUCAAGACUAUUCGUGGGACGUGACUCCUGAUGAUAAAGCAACUUACGAUAAAUAUUUCAAUUCCCUCGACGGAAUUAGCAAUAAAGGAUACCUCACAGGCGAUGAAGCAGCAAGUUUCUUCAUGAAAUCUAGAUUAACGCCAAAUGUAUUGGCACAGAUAUGGGACCUUGCAGAUAUCAGAAAAUCUGGUUCUCUUAAUCGUGAUGAAUUUGCUGUUGCCAUGCACCUAAUGGUUAAAAAGAUGAAUGGAGCAAUUCUACCUGCCACUUUACCACCAAGCCUUAUUCCACCGUCAAUGCGAUCUAUACCUG